AUUAAAAUUAGGGCUGUGGCGUGACCACUGCCAGUCGAUCGAUCGUCUGCCUUUAUAAACUCACAAACAACAGAUGCAUCAAACAUUCAAAUCAGCGGAUAUAGCUAGCAGAGCAGCAGUGCAGGGAGCAAACUGAUUAACCGACGAUCGAUCAUAUCGAGAGAUCAGCUUCAGCAGCUGGGAGAGCAAGCAAAAGCGAGAGCAGUAUUUGAUUCGUCAGAGAGAUUGCAAUUAGCUCGAUGGGGAGACUGAGGCCGCCGUGCUGCGACGAGAGCAGCGUGAAGAAGGGGCCGUGGACGCGGGAGGAGGACGAGAAGCUCGUCGCCUACGUCGACCAGCACGGCGGCCAUGGCAGCUGGAGGUCUCUCCCCAAGCGAGCCGGGCUCAACAGGUGCUGCAAGAGCUGCCGUCUGCGAUGGAUUAACUAUCUCAGGCCUGACAUCAAGAGAGGCAACUUCACUCCUGAGGAAGAACAGGCCAUCAUUACCCUCCACUCCGUCCUCGGCAAUAAGUGGUCGACCAUCGCGACACGCCUUCCUGGGCGCACGGACAACGAGAUCAAGAACUACUGGAACACGCGCCUCAAGAAGAGGCUCAUCGGCGCCGGCAUCGACCCGGCCACGCACCGCGCGCGGCCGCGGCCGCCGGCGCCUGGGGACCUCGCCACCGCGCUCCCGCAGCUGGUGGCGCUCGCCAGCCUGGCCGUCGACCUCGCCGUCGGCCACGCCGCCGCAGCCGGCGGUGCGUGGGGCGCCGCCAACGGCGCCGUCGACUACCAGCAGGCCGACGCGGCGGCGGCGCAGCUGCAGUGCCUCCAGCACCUCCUCCUCCAGCCACAGACGACGCCGGCCACCUCGGCGACGAGCGGCGGCGGCGGCCACCCGACCGAGCUGAACGCGGCGAGCAGCUUCCUGACCCAAGCCGUCGCGUCCUACGCCGCCGCCGCCGCGACUCCUCUCCCUUCUCUCGUGGUACCCGGUGGUAGCCAGCCUCUCGAGCUGAAACGGUGGCAAGAUCACAUCGGCGGCGACCAUGUUGGCGCCGUGUCGCCCUUCGCCGGCGCGGCGACGGUGACCGGCCACCACGGAGGCGGCGGCGGCGGCGGCGGCGAGUUUCUGCCCUCGGAGCUGACGGCGUUGCUGUGCAGUGCGAACGCCAUCGAUGAUUUGCAAUCCAGUAAUCUAGAUUUCUGAUGUAAUUAGAGCGUGAGAGUGUAGAAGAUUAAGGGUGUCGUAAUCAUCAGACAUUAAUCGAGUCGACGUGUUAAUUGUUCCGUAGCAUGCAGCGAUGGUGACUGGCUGGCCCUGUACAUGAAUGAAAAGCAUUGCUGAUAUUUGAAUUUGGUGGAAACUAAGGCAUAUAAAAACAUAAAAAUCGAUCGCAGGCAUGUACUGUGUCUCGCUAUCUGAUGAAGUUCGUCUUUUGUGGAUAUGUAAUACCAUAUCGUCGUUUUUUU
This is a messenger RNA of Oryza sativa Japonica Group (Japanese rice), 1456 nucleotides long. RefSeq names its product transcription factor MYB93. NCBI's taxonomy places the organism in Eukaryota, Viridiplantae, Streptophyta, Magnoliopsida, Poales, Poaceae. The record is from RefSeq and is a predicted model, not a curated record.